UUAGUUAAUAAUUUUUAUGACUACGUCGAAUGGAUUUACUGUAUACUGUUCAGUAGGAUUACUUAGCCAAAUUAUUGUCAAUUGCUAAUCUAAAAUUUAAUUAGUGCAAUACAAUGUUAUUGUACUCGUAAAGUAUUAACUGUUCGUUAAUUAAUCGAUAGCUGUUAAGGCAUCAUGAUCGCAUACUAUUUGUCCAAUUUAUAUCAUGUAUUACAUUAAAAUGUUGUUUCAACAGUGAAAAGUGACCAUUCAAAUAGUUCAAAAAUGUAUGCGGCCAAUGGAUUGUAUGUUGUGCAGGGAGAGCUGUCAACUUUAAUAUCGGCGUUAAAAAGAGAUCACAAUUCAUAUCAAGAUGAAGAAAGAUAUUCUCCAUGUAAAAGAUUAUUCAAAUUAAGAGAUGCUAUUAAUCAAGUGGAAGAUUUAAUGUCCCUUAAUUUUGAUCAUGUUAUGGAACCAUUUUUGGAUGUCAUACGAUGUGAAGAGAUUACUGGCCCAGUAACAAGUUUAGCAUUGAUGUCAAUUUAUAAGUUUAUAAAUUAUGGACUAAUAAAAAAAUGUGUUCCUGAGUCAAAAUUAUUGACAACUGUAGAAAAUAUUGCAGAUGCAAUUACUCACACUAGAUUUUUGGGAACUGAAAAAACUAGUGAUGCUAUAGUAUUAAUGAAAACCUUACAGGUUUUAUACUGCUUAAUGAUGUCUCCUGAAGGUGAAUUUCUACCAAAUGAAAGUGUUUGUGAGAUUAUGAUGAGUUGUUUUCGUUUUUGUUUCGAAGUUAGACUGAGUGAAUUUGUCCGAUCCUAUGCUGAACAUUGCUUGAAAGAUAUUAUUCAACUUCUUUUUUCAAGACUAGUUACAUUAAGUAAAGAACUGGGAAAUUCAACAAAAGUAUUAGGACUCAACAUGAAGAAUUAUGGCGACCCUCUGAGUAAUUGUAAUGAGAACGUGGAAAAUACAGUGGACACAGUCAAUUCAAGUGAUGAAACACCAUUACCGGAAGUAUCAACUUUACCUCAAUGUGAUUCAAUUGUUAUCACUGAAGCGUCAAAACUAGUCAUAGAAAAUGAAAGAGAAACUUCACCUAGUAUUGAAUUACCGACUGAUGAAUUACCAUUACUAAACAAUGAAAAUGAGACAGAUUUAAAUAGUGAGAGUCCAGUAGAUGAUGAUAAAAAAGAAUAUGUGAAUGGUCAAGGAGUAAGAUUUACAACCCAAAUACCUAUACCUUACACUAAAGUUCCAUACAAUAGUGGCUGUGUUUUGGAGCUUAUUAAGUUUCUUGUAGAUGCUUGUGAUCCUCAUGAUCAGCAAAAUACUGAAGUAAUGAUUGGUGUUGGACUCAAUCUUUUGGUCAUUGCUUUUGAAGUGGGAGCAUAUGCCAUUAAGUGCCACGUCAACAUGCAUUCCAUUAUAAAAGAUCAACUAUGUCGUAAUAUUCUUUCUCUCUUGUCUCAUGAGAAAAUGCCAAUAUUCAGUUCAAGUCUUAGACUUGCUUUCUUAGUGUUUGAAUCUAUGCGUCAACAUUUAAAAUUUCAACUGGAAUACUAUAUGACCAAUUUAAUAAACAUAGUGGUCAAUGAAAAUUCGAAAAUCCCAUAUGGUAAAAAAGAAAUGGCCCUAAAAUGUCUUGUCCAACUAUGGAAAAUCCCAGGACUGGUUACUGAACUUUAUUUAAAUUAUGAUUGUGGACUUUAUUGUUCAGAUUUGUAUGAUGACAUUACUAAGCUAUUAUCUAAAAAUGUUUUUCCGUUCAAUGAUAUCUACAGCACACAUUUAUUAUCAAUGGAUGCUCUUUUAGCUGUGGUUGACUCAAUUGAACGCCAUUGCCAUAAUCGUACACAAUUCACUCAAAAGUCAGAAAGCAGUUCAACAUAUGAUGUUUCUGAAGAUCAAAAAUCAGAAUCUGAAAUUAAUUUGGAACGUUGGCAACCAGACUUCUCAAUCAGUAUUCCAAGUCAUGAAGAAUUAAUGGCCAUUAAAAGAAAAAAAAAGCUUCUUACUUCGGGUACCGAGAAAUUCAACACAAAACCAAAAAAAGGUAUAGAGUUUCUACAAGAACAUGGUCUCUUAUCAACACCAUUGAAUCCAAUCGAGAUUGCUACAUUUUUGAAAGAGAAUCCUCUCUUGGAUAAAAAAAUGAUUGGCGAAUAUAUCAGCAACAGAAACAAUGUGGAUGUUCUUAAUAGCUUUAUUAAUUCUUUUGAUUUGUGUGGUACACGUGUUGAUGAAGCACUUCGAAUGUAUCUUGAAGCAUUUCGACUACCUGGAGAAUCCCCUCUAAUAUCAUUUGUAUUAGAACCAUUUACAGAAUAUUGGCAUAAAUGUAAUGGGGAACCUUUUGCGAAUGCUGAAUGUGCAUUUUUAUUAGCAUAUGCAAUUAUUAUGCUAAAUGUCGACCAACACAAUCAAAACGUUAGACGGAUAGAUCAACCAAUGACACCAGAUUCAUUUAAACGUAAUUUAAAAAAAUUGAAUGGUGGGGAAGAUUUUGAUCACACAAUGUUAGAAGAAAUAUAUAAAGAAAUCAAAUCCAAUGAAAUUGUUAUGCCUGCAGAGCAUACUGGUGCUGUUUUAGAAAACUAUUUGUGGAAAGUUUUGUUAAGACGUGCAUCUGGUAAAGAUGGAUCUUACAUACAAGCACCUAGUGGAGUUUUUGAUCAUGAACUAUUUUCUAUUUGUUGGGGUCCUACUUUAGCUGCAUUAAGUUUUAUAUUUGAUAAGUCAAGUCAUCAAACAGUUUAUACCAGAACAAUAUUUGGUCUUAGGAAAUGUGCAUUUAUUUGUGCCCAUUAUGGAAUGUGUGCUGAAUUUGAUAGCCUCAUCAUAUCAUUGUGCAAGUUUACUAAUUUACAGAAUAACCCUGAUUGUCCAGAAAAUGUUACUAUACUGUUUGGAAGUAACCCUAAAUCACGACUGGCUACUCGCACUCUUUUUAGUCUAACCCAUAUGUAUGGUGAUAUUAUUCGUGAGGGUUGGUCUAGUAUAUUUGACAUAAUCUUACAACUAUAUAAAUGCAAACUAUUACCUACCAUAUUAGUUGAGUCUGAAGAUUUCCUUGAGCUCAGUGGUAAGGUUUCAUUGAUACGGGAAACAGUGGCCCCAGGUUCACAAAAAUCAGAAUCUGGAUUGUUUAGUUCACUUUACUCUUACAUUGCUUCUGGAGGUGAGACAAUUAAUCAUAAAAUACAGACAUCAAAUGAACCCGAGUUGAUUGUUACAUCUAGAGACUGUAUAUCUGAGAGUCGCUUGGAAAGUCUUAUUACAGAAUCUAAAUUUCUCACUAUAGAAUCAUUGGAAGCUUUAGUAAAAGCGUUAAUUGGAACAUUUUAUAAACCAGAGGGUGCGUUAGCACUUGGGUCACGAGAAAGUGAAAAUGCUGCUAGUUUCUUAUUAGAAAUGCUUCUCAAAAUAGUCUUACAAAAUCGGGAUAGAGUAAACACCCUAUGGGAAGCAGUUAAACAACAUCUGUACAACCUAAUAACAGGUGCUAUUGAACAUAAUCACAUGUUUCUUUUGGAACGCACUGUUGUUGGACUAAUGAGAUUAGCAUCUCGCCUUAUGAGACGCGAAGAAAUAAGUUCAAUGGUAUUGCAGUCAUUAAAUGUUUUACUAUUGCUCAACAAAAAUGAUUUACAAAUAGUUGGCCGUCAAAUAGCAUUUGGAAUGUAUGAGUUAUUAAAAAUGUGUGCUGCAAAUAUUCAUACCAAAGAUGAUUGGACAUUAAUCUUUUCGAUUUUAGAGUAUGUUGGUGCUGGAAUUGUUGUAUCUAAAAGUAAUAAUAUAGAUAAUCGGUCUGAUAAUGAAGUGACAAGUAUAAGUGAUAGUAAUGAUGACAGUGGCUUAGACGUAAAAUCAGUUAAUAAUGUAUCAACCCCUUCGUCGUCACCUCCAGAUAAUAAAUCAGAUUGGUUAAAGAUUGAAACAAAUGCAGGGGCAUUAGAAAUCUGGCCAGAUUGUUCAACAUUUAAACGUCAUGAUGCAUUAUCUUUUGUUAAAUGUUGUGAAUGUCUGGCGUUUUUAGUGCGUAAUAUUGCCCAUAUUACACCAUACAACUUUAUCAAAUGUGUUUCAGUCAUAAAAAAUUUUGCUCGAGCCAGUUUACAAUCAAAUGAUAAAAACAUACGCCAAAAAUUAGGCAACAAACCUAAAACCAAUUUGAAAUCAAAUAAAAAUAAAAUGACUAAUCCAUAUGAUGCAGACGAUAGUGACCCCGAAGACAUUCCAAGUAGUUACACUCAAGUUUCUAUUCAGCUUCUUGACCUUAUGCACACACUGCAUACAAGUACUGCAGAUAUAUAUCGUUGGUGGGCUGAAGAAAAUCCAGACACAGAACUUAUAUCUUUGUGGAGUUAUGGGUGGUGUCCUCUACUCCAAGGCAUAGCCAGCCUUUGUUGUGAUUGCCGACGUGAUGUGAGAAUGAGUGCUGUGACAUACCUACAACGUGCUCUUCUAAUGCAUGAUUUAGCCACGCUCAACGGUGAUGAAUGGGAAGCAUGUUUCCGCAAAGUCUUGUUUCCAUUGAUGAACAAACUGUUAGAGUCUGGAACCGACAUUGAUCCAAGCGGUUUAGAUGAAACAAAAAUGCGGUCUGCCACUUUGUUAUCAAAGGUUUUCUUACAUCAUUUGACUCAGCUUCAAUCAUUACCAACAUUUGUUGACUUAUGGAUCACUGUUCUAGACCUGAUGCACAAGUUUAUGAUAUCUGAUAAUAGUGACACUCUGAGUGAAGCAAUUCCAGAAACCUUGAAAAAUAUGUUAUUAGUAAUGUUAAACGGAAAGACAAACAGUAAAGAAGAAUUGCACAGUAAACAAGCUUUCUGGGAUGCUACUUGGACUAAAGUAAAUACGUUUUUACCCCAAAUGUCCAAUGAUUUGCUUCAACAUCACAAUAGCAGACAAAUUAAAAUGCAAGAUCAUGUCUCACAAUUUACAGAUACCUCAUCAGAUUUAUCAGAAGUAACUCGUCCUGUUGUACCACUUGGACCAAGUGUUAUAAUGCCUCUUGGAUCUCCAACUCCUUUGGAAGUAACACAUGAAGUCUUGAAUUCCCAAUCACCCGUUUUGUCUAGUCCAAUUCUUUAUCAAAAUGUCAAUCAAAACGCAGUGAUGAGUGUACAGAAUUUUGUCAAUCAUACUCCACAUGUCGAGGAUGAUCAAAAUGACGAACUGAUUGCAGUCAUUACUACUGUUCCAAUUUCUCAACCUUAUAUACUCACUAAUGAGAGUGAAGAAUCUGAAAACAGUAAUAACAAACCAGAUUGUGAAGUAAACCAACAACUGCAUUGAAAUAGUUAUACAUUUAUAUUAUUAUUAUUAUUAUCAUUCACUUUUUAUGUUCAAUGUUUUGUAUUAUAUUAUACAUUUUCUAUUUGUUCAUAUUAUUUUAUUUAAUAUAUAAUAUUAUCAAG
Messenger RNA from Myzus persicae (green peach aphid), 5405 nucleotides. It is a transcript of the gene garz, whose product is annotated as Golgi-specific brefeldin A-resistance guanine nucleotide exchange factor 1. Bases 265 to 5283 code for a protein of 1672 amino acids. Gene Ontology annotation, biological process: regulation of ARF protein signal transduction. Gene Ontology annotation, molecular function: guanyl-nucleotide exchange factor activity. The record is from RefSeq and is a predicted model, not a curated record. The transcript has 35 exons. Lineage: Eukaryota; Metazoa; Arthropoda; Insecta; Hemiptera; Aphididae.